UCCAUAUCUAAACCCUGUAUAACAUUUCGAAGGAUAAUAGGAUCGCAAUCACCACUUCCAGGAGGAAACAAAAAGGACCCAAGAGUUAAAAAGGUGAAUGAUACCCAACACCAUAUAUGGAUACGGAGGUUUCAAGCAGCGGCCAAGGCGGUGUCCGUGGCCUCUUCUCAUUGCGAUCUUCCAGUGUGCGGUAUUCCUUCUCACCUAUUCACCGUUCAAAAUCAAGGAUCGGCGGCCCGUCCCGGCGGGAAAACACCGAUUACCGCACUACGACACGUGUCUCUCUGGGUAGGGGCUGGAGGUUACCGCACCGGGAAGCUAUUUAAACCCCCCGGUGUCCGUGUCGUCACUCGUCACCCUCACUCUUCCGCUCCGCACACCCGCGCCACCCUCUCCGUCGUCGCCUUCGGACGAUCCGAUAACCACGAGGCCAAAACCUAGCAAGGGUUCCAAGAUCUCGCCGCCAUCCAUUCCCUUCUCUCCCGCGUCGCUCGUGCGAUAGGAUUCGAUACAGGGCCGAUCUUGUCUCCGAUCCCUCCUCCGGACCGGUUGAUUGAAUUUUUAAGUUCUUGCGCACAUUGGCUGGUAUAUUUUUUUUUUUCUUCCGUUUGACCUUUUUUUUUAAUUUUUUAAUUAUCAAGAAACUGCAACACUGAUUGGUUUUAGUGUUUUGUUUAGUGAUUUUGCUGCAAAUUUUCCUUGUUUGUGUUGGGAUUGAAUGGGAAUGGAUGAGACUGCUGGCGAGGGGGAAGAUUGGAAGUCUUUGCAGAAUUCAAGCAGCGGUGGUGAUGUUGGAAUUAGGUAUAAGAAGAAAUCUUUGGCGCCCUGGAGAUUCCAAGAAGGUUAUCUCCGUUCCUUCUCCAAAGGUCUCAACUUGAACAAGGACGAGUCAAGAAAACUUAUAGAGGAAAAGGAGAAGUAUUCUGGAAAGGAGUCAUGCGAUUCUUUGGAGGAGAAGGAGAAGGCAAGCAAAUUUAUAGAGGAAAAAGAGAAGUAUCCUGAAAUGGAGUCAUGCAAUUCUUUGGAGGAGAAGGGUUCUGGAGAAAAGGAGGAUCUGAAAGCUCCAGAGAAUCUCAAGAGCGAUGGUGAUGCCAAAGUUAUGGGCAAACGACAGAAGCAAUUGGCCCCAUGGAGAUUUCAGAUUGGUUAUGUCCGAUCCUCUUCCAAAACCCUAGAUUGGAGAAAGAAAAUCUGGGACGAAUCAUUGGAAGAGUCUUUCUGUUUUGGUAGGGAGGAGUCGGUUGGAUCUAUGAAAACCAUGAAUUAUGGGACUCAAGGUUCUUCAGAGGAACCACUCAAAUCAGUGGAGAUGGUGAGUGUUUCAACCAAGAAAGAAUCUGCUCCAAAGAGGUACCCUUCUCGCAUAAGAAAUUCAGCAGACCGGUAUACUGUUACUACUGUGAAGAAAGACACCACAAAUGGUAGCAAGAAUGAUACCCAUAAGACUGAGGAAAGAGUUCAAAAUGUAGUAGCAGUGAUCCAAACUACAAAUGGAAAGGAUGUGAAAGGAAUUGAGAUUUUGACAAAGAAAAGAAGAUUGGAGGAAGCGCACCAAGAGAAUAAACUAAUGGAGACUAACAAGAAAGAUUCUUCAUGGCACAUUGAACAGGAUGGAAGUUCUCAUGUUUAUCAAGCAGCAUGGAAGUCGAACAUGGCAAGCAAUAACCUCUUGGAAAAUAUCGCUGCUCGUUGCAAGGUCAAGGAGACCUUACAGGACUUUCGAACCAUACUUAGAAAGGUGUUUGAGGAAGAGGAAUCAAAGUCAAAGGAAGCUGAUCAGGGUUUACGUGCUGAUCUUACUGCUUUUAAGCUCUUCAGGGAGAAAUAUGGGCUGGGUGAUGGUAGGAAGUAUCUGGGAAGUGUGCCAGGAAUUGAAGUUGGUGAUGAGUUUCAUCGAAGAGUGGAGCUCUGUAUUGUUGGCCUUCACUGUCAACACCAGGCUGGCAUCGAUUUCGUUAACCAAGGCAAAAUUAAUGUAGCUAUUAGCAUUGUGUCCUCUGGUCGUUAUUCUGAUCUCAAGGACAAAUCUGAUGUCUUGAUGUAUUCUGGUUCUGGAAUUCCUAAUAAAGAUCAGACACUUGACCGUGGAAAUCUAGCACUGAAAAACAGUAUGGAAACUAAAACACCCGUACGAGUUAUCUAUGGUUUUGCUUACUACCAGUCCAAUAAUUCCCGAGAAGCUAGGGCUAAGCAAAAGAAGGUACCAGUUUAUAUUUAUGAUGGACUAUAUUUGGUUGAGAGUUAUUGGAGGACAAAAGGGAACGGGGAUCACUAUGUUUUUAUGUUUCAGUUGAGAAGAAUGGCAGGGCAACCCAAACUUGAGACUGCUGAAAUUAUGAAGUCAAAAAAGUCACCAGCAGGUUUUAAUUUCUAUAUAGGAGAUAUAUCUCAAGGAAGAGAGAAACUACCCAUUUCUGCAGUUAAUGCUAUUGACACUGAGUAUCCGAUGCCAUUCAAAUACCUAACAAAUUUGAUAUAUCCUUUUGAACAUCGCCCACCUUCUCCAAGUGGUUGUGAUUGCAUUGAUGGAUGCUCUGAUUCCGACAAGUGUGCCUGUGCUGUUAAAAAUGGAGGGGAGAUCCCAUUCAAUCAUAAUGGUGCUAUUGUAGAAGCAAAACCUCUCGUUUAUGAGUGUGGCCCUUCUUGCAAGUGCCCUCCAUCUUGUCACAAUAGGGUCAGCCAACAUGGCAUCAAGUUUCCACUGCAAAUCUUUAAAACUGAAGCAAGGGGUUGGGGAGUGAGAUCCCUGAAAAAAAUUCCAUCUGGCAGCUUCGUCUGCGAGUAUGUAGGAGAGAUAUUGGAGGAUGAGGAGGCUCAGAAAAGGAGAAAUGAUGAAUACCUUUUUGCUAUUGGCAACAACUAUUAUGACAAAUCCCUCUGGGAGGGCCUCUCAACUUCAAUACCUGCUCUUCAAAAGGGUGCUUCCUGUGAAACUGAUGAGGUGGGUUUCACGGUUGAUGCUUCUGCAUUUGGCAAUGUUGGAAGAUUCAUUAAUCACAGCUGUACGCCAAAUCUUUAUGCACAGAAUCUCCUUUAUGAUCAUGACGACAAGAGGAUGCCUCAUAUAAUGUUUUUUGCUUCUGAGGAUAUUCAGCCUUUACAGGAACUGACAUAUGAUUACAACUAUACCAUAGAUCAGGUUCAUGAUUCUGAUGGUAACAUAAAAAGAAAAAACUGCUUCUGUGGCUCUAUUGAGUGCACUGGCAGGUUGUAUUAAGAUUGUUUGUAUUCUUUGAAAUGGUAGCUUUAUACAGUUGGAAGUUUUGUAACUGUUCCAAGAUCAAUGUCUAAGCAGCAAAACUUUGUUGGUAUAGUGAGUGGAUAAGAUAUUUUCACUCAUGGAGAGUUCUCGAUAA
Messenger RNA from Elaeis guineensis (African oil palm), 3356 nucleotides. RefSeq names its product histone-lysine N-methyltransferase, H3 lysine-9 specific SUVH6. Gene Ontology annotation, molecular function: protein binding; double-stranded DNA binding; histone methyltransferase activity. Lineage: Eukaryota; Viridiplantae; Streptophyta; Magnoliopsida; Arecales; Arecaceae. Gene Ontology annotation, cellular component: nucleus. The record is from RefSeq and is a predicted model, not a curated record.